Messenger RNA from Fusarium pseudograminearum CS3096, 1914 nucleotides. RefSeq lists its product as uncharacterized. Bases 1 to 1914 code for a protein of 637 amino acids. Gene Ontology annotation, biological process: lipid metabolic process. Gene Ontology annotation, molecular function: phosphoric diester hydrolase activity. The record is from RefSeq and is a predicted model, not a curated record. The transcript has 2 exons. NCBI's taxonomy places the organism in Eukaryota, Fungi, Ascomycota, Sordariomycetes, Hypocreales, Nectriaceae.
AUGACAGGGGUUACAACCGCUUGUCCGCCAUGGAGCGACGCGCAGCACGUGGGCCCAGGGGACGAUUUUAGCACUCUUCAUAAACCUGCUAUUUGUGAAUACAAGGGCGAGGUGUUUCUUUGCUGGGCGACUCCCAACGCGCCGCCGAACAGCUUCGGAUGGACUACUUGGCUAGCGUCUGACAGUGGCUGGCAAAGUCAAUGGAAGCAACAGGGAAUGGAUAAUGGGAAGCAACAAGCUCACACGUCUGCCUUGGUCGUCUUCAAAGGAAUUUUGUAUGCCUUGAUACCGUGGAAGGCUACGUCUGGCUCUGAUUCGGGAUGCCAAAUCUGGAGCUACGAUGGAAAAUGGUUCAACCAAAUGGGUGAAUGGGGUUCAACCUAUUCAAAAGCAACUACGACCACCAUCACUGGACCUAGUGGGUUUUCACCAAACACAAGGAUCAAUGAGUCAUCUUCAAGCAAUCCAGCCCUUGUUAUCGUUGAUGACACUCUUCAUUUGUUCUUCCUCGUUUCCGGAAGUGGUCGUUCAGUUUUGGACACGUGUAUGAAUGGACAAGAGCCACUUUCAUGGAUCCGGAUUACUGGAGACGACUUAGAUGAGUCCGGCAACAGCGGCAUCAGUGCCGUUUCGAACCCCACAAGUGAUCUUUUAUGGAUCUGCUUUAAAACACACAACGGCGAAGACAACCUUAUCUGCCACUGGUCAAGAAAAAAACCUUCCUGGACCAAGAGCGUGCCAUUAGGUAGCGGAGGGGUCUUCCCGACCAAGAAUGAGGCGGCUUUGGUUUACUCCAACGGUUGGGUCUAUGCAGUCUGGAAUAGGGCCCAGAACCGGCAUCUCUUAUGGUGGUCGCGCCGACUUGUCCACCACUUGGACCCAUCCAUUUGGAUGAGCUAUCUCGCUAGUCCGUCUACCAGCAUCGCGCAGAUGUCAAUUCCAGGAACACAUAACUCUGCUACAAGCAGUUGGAAUGGCCUUUUCGGUCCGCAGAACGGCUGGAUAUGCUGCCAGGACAUGUCCAUCACCCAACAACUGAAUGCCGGAAUUCGAUACUUUGAUAUUCGAGCAGGCUAUGCAAAUCUCCAAGAUCGUAACAACGGCUACUCCGAACCAUUAUGUGUCUUUCACGGAAAGUUUUAUGCCGGCAUCUCGAUCGAGGACGUACUCGAAUACUCCUACAAUUGGCUUGAUACUCAUCCAACUGAAGGAAUUAUUGUGCAAAUCAAAGCCGAUGGACCGACUGGUACAAAUCCACAAAAUGUAUCAGACGACUUUAAUGAUCUGAUCCAAGAAAAGAUCCAGUAUUGGAAUCUUGGAGAAACAAUCCCGACUAUGAGUCAACUUAGAGGAAAGAUCCAGUUAGUUUGUCGAAUACCGCGGCCAACUAACUACAACAUAGUGGUAGAUGGACUUCUUCAACCAUCAACACAGCCACUUGGAAUCAAUGCAAGCCGCAAUUGGCCGAGCGAUACGGCAGAAUCAGUUGAAAUCGAUCUUUUCAAUACCAAGUCAACCCCAGUAAAACUGUGGGUUGAGGAUAACUACAGCUUUGAUGACAAUGGAAGCGUUGCGUUGGAAAAGAAAAAGCAAAAGAUCACUGAUUUCAUCGACUUGGCCUUUUCAUCGAUUGGGAACUCAAGUGCUCCAACUUGGUAUAUUGGCUACAGCAGCUAUGUCACUGACUGGACUUUGACGUCGGGAUUGAUUCCGGACUCCAACCUCAACUAUGCCACUGAGGACUUGGAUGGUGAUUCAUCAAUGAACGAGGCUUUGGAGGACUACGUCAAAUCGAAGGGUGGGUAUGGUCAUCCUGGUCUAGUCGGAAACUUGGUCAUGGAUUAUCCGAACCGGGACUCAGGAACACUGAUCAACAGUAUCAUUUUGAACAACGACCUGAACCUCAAGUCGUAA